Messenger RNA from Ostrea edulis (European flat oyster), 2245 nucleotides. Its product is annotated as argininosuccinate synthase-like. Gene Ontology annotation, cellular component: cytoplasm. Gene Ontology annotation, molecular function: ATP binding; argininosuccinate synthase activity. The coding region runs from base 140 to 1384 and encodes 414 amino acids. Gene Ontology annotation, biological process: urea cycle; L-arginine biosynthetic process. The transcript is spliced from 15 exons. NCBI's taxonomy places the organism in Eukaryota, Metazoa, Mollusca, Bivalvia, Ostreida, Ostreidae. The record is from RefSeq and is a predicted model, not a curated record.
GAAAUGUCACAUCAUGUUUCCACUGACGUGGCUGUAUACCUGCUCCCUGUGGGUGCACCUCGCGCAACAUACAAUCUUGUAAAUUACCCGACGCCUGUGAGAAAUAAACGAUAUUCGCAUAUAAUCAACGCAUCAAUCAAUGUCUGAGUCUAGCAGUAAACGAGUUGUUCUGGCGUACAGCGGGGGACUGGAUACCUCCUGCAUUCUCGUCUGGCUCAUAGAACAAGGAUAUGACGUCAUUGCGUUCUGUGCGAACAUAGGACAGGAUGAGGAUUUCAACGCCGCAAAAGAGAAAGCCAUGAAGCUCGGUGCAAAGAGGAUGGUAAUUCCUGAUGUCCGGACGGAGUUUGUCGAGGAGUUCAUAUGGCCAGCUAUCCAGGCAAACGCUACAUAUGAGGACCGCUACCUGUUGGGGACCGCCCUGGGACGGCCCUGUAUCGCCAGGGCAAUGAUCAAGGUUGCUAUAGAUGAGAAGGCACAGUAUGUCGCCCAUGGGGCGACGGGCAAGGGCAAUGAUCAGAUCAGAUUUGAACUGGGAGCUUACGCAUUGCACCCAACUAUCAAGGUCAUAUCUCCAUGGCGGUUGCCCGAGUUUUACAAGCGUUUUGAAGGUCGGGCAGAUCUUUUCAAAUAUGCACAGGAAAAUGGUAUUGCUUUACCGGUAACCCCUAAAGCCCCUUGGAGUAUGGAUGCCAAUUUGAUGCAUAUAAGUUACGAGUCAGGAGUUUUGGAAGAUCCCGCUGAACAUGCGCCUCCCGGGAUUUUCCAGAUGACCGUAGACCCAGAACAAGCACCGGAACAAGCUGAGAAAAUUGUCAUCUUCUUUGAAAAAGGUCUGCCUGUUCGUAUAAAGAAUUUAGAAGACAAUACAGAGAAGAAGGACCCACUUGAGAUGUUUUCAUACAUGAAUGAACUGGGUGGGAAACACGCCAUAGGACGAAUUGAUAUUGUAGAAAACAGAUUCAUUGGGAUGAAGUCCAGAGGUCUUUAUGAAACGCCUGGUGGAACUAUUUUAUUAAUGGCACACCUGGACAUUGAACUCUUCACCAUUGACAAGGAAGUGCGGAAAAUCAAAAGGAAUCUCGAUGUGGCCUUUUCUGAACAAGUAUAUAAAGGCUUUUGGUUCAGUCCAGAGUGUGAAUUUACGCGCUCUUGCAUCCAAAAGAGUCAGGAUCACGUGACCGGAUCCGUCAGUGUUAAGCUGUACAAGGGAGGCGUUUACAUUCUGGGGCGGGAAUCACCAUUAACGCUGUACAAUGCGGAACUCGUCAGUAUGGAUGUACAAGGUGACUACGAGCCAUCGGAUGCAGGUGGAUUCAUCAAGAUCAAUGCAUUAAGAUUGCAAGAGUACUGCAGAUUGAGGCAAAUUCAGACGGAAAACUGAGACCAUUAUUCGGCUAUGGCUGUUCAGAGCCGGGGAAUACAAGCAUAUCUUUCAAACUUGUACUAGGGGUGUAACGAUAUACCGGAAUACACGAACAGGUACCGUAUCACGGUGCGAAAAUCGCACACCUGUGUUUCCGUGAAGAAGAAAACUGGAGAACACUGAAAUAUACAUUAUAUCAUUCGCUCAGAAUUCGGGACAUUCUCCAUUUAGUUUUUCAAAAACUCUAGUCAUUUGACAUAUAUUUGUUAUUCGUUUAAACGAACUUAAUUAAGGCGAUUUUCUAUUUACUUAUGUUAUUUAUUAUUAUGUUUUGGAGUUUAUUCAAUGUUUAUACUUCAUAAAACAAUAAUAUAUCUUUUAUCCUUGCUCAUUUAGAUAAGUAGUGUCUCAUUUCAGAAUGGAGAGGCACAGAUUAUAGACAGUGAUAUACCGCAAUGUGUAUUCCGACACAGUCUCCGUGAAUCGCGAUAUUUCACGUAUCGUUACUCCUCUAUAAACCACAAAAAUAAAUAAAUACAAUGUUAUUUAUGCUUAAAUCUAUAAAUAUGUUGUACAUAAUAACUUAUUGUGUAUGUCUUAACUUUGUUUAAGCAGUUUAUUGUAGAUGUUUUAAUGACUCACAAGUUCAUUUUCCUGUUGCAAAGUUGUACAAUAGCAUUAUGUGCAUAGAUAACUUAACGAUGCAGACACAGUGCAUAUCUCUUGUCAAGUACAGUAGUCCUUUUGUUCAUAUACAGUGUAUAUACAUAUAAAAUUGUUUAAAUGUUUAUAAACAGAAAAUGUACAUGUACUCUGACCGUCAGUUCCUUUUAAAUAACAUGUUUCAGAAUGAAAUGAAAAUAAACAAAAUAUAAAUCA